Molecule: messenger RNA, 2447 nt
Organism: Hipposideros armiger (great roundleaf bat)
Lineage: Eukaryota; Metazoa; Chordata; Mammalia; Chiroptera; Hipposideridae
Gene: ZW10
Product: zw10 kinetochore protein
Exons: 13
Coding region: 412-2193 (593 amino acids)
Biological process (GO): mitotic cell cycle; endoplasmic reticulum to Golgi vesicle-mediated transport; mitotic spindle assembly checkpoint signaling
Cellular component (GO): chromosome, centromeric region; nucleus; RZZ complex
Source: RefSeq, a predicted model, not a curated record
AUACCAAGUAGAGAUCGCAGAGCCGGGAGGUGGGACUGGGAGCGCCGAGGUAUCUAGGGAGGGAGCAUAUACCAGAGGGACCGAAACGAGGACGGGACUCCUCGCCGUCUGUGAGUGUUUAUUUCCUCCACCCACGCCUCUUUGUACGGCUUGUUGAUGAAUGUAAUAGCUUUGGGAGGAUUGUACCACUCUCCUUCCUGAAAUUUUUGUUGUUAAAAUCAAUGAGUCUGUUUACCAAACUCUCUUCUCCAUCCCCAGGCCCUUGAAGGGGGUGGAGAGUUACAAAACGUGUGAAUGGCUCUUCUGUGGACCCUGCUGUCCUGAGAUCGAUGCAGAAACUAAUGGCACAUAGCCACACGCAGUCUCACUUUGUACUGCUUUUUGUUUACCUCGCCGGGUGAGGUGUGCAGUAUGAUAAGCAAGAAAUACAGUGAAUUCCUGCCUAGCAUGCAAAAUACACAGGACCUGGUUACCCAAGUGGAUAAGCUAUCUCAUGACAUUGACCAGCUGAAAUCCACGAUAGAGAGUGAGGUCCGCCAGGAUCUUCAUGUAUCAACUGCUGAAUUUACAGACUUGAAGCAACAGUUGGAAAGAGACUCAGUAGUCCUAAGUUUGCUUAAACAGCUACAAGAGUUUUCUAUAGCUAUUGAAGACUAUAAUUGUGCAUUAGCAGAGAAGAAGUAUGUCACUGCUGCUCAGCGUCUAGAAGAGGCACAGAAAUGCUUGAAGUUAUUAAAAUCCAGAAAAUGCUUUGAUUUAAAAAUGUUGAAAUCUCUCAGCAUGGAGCUCACAAUACAGAAACAGAACAUACUGUAUCACCUUGGAGAAGAGUGGCAGAAGCUGAUUGUAUGGAAGUUCCCACCAUCAAAAGAUACCAGCAGCUUGGAAUCUUGCCUACAAACAGAACUUCAUUUAUACACUGAACAAUCUCAAAAUGAAGAGAAGACCCCUAUGCCACCAACCAGUUCUGUCCUCUUGGCAUUUUCUGUUCUUGGGGAGCUACAUACCAAACUUAAAUCAUUUGGUCAGAUGCUGCUGAAGUAUAUCCUUAGGCCUCUGGUAUCUUGCCCCUCCCUUUUUGCUGUGAUAGAAAACCAGCCUAAUAUUAUUAUCAUUCGGUUUGAAUCUGUGAUGACUGACUUAGAACAUCCAUCGCCAUCUGAAGUUUUUGUGAAAAUCAGACUGGUACUGGAAGUGCUCCAGAAACAACUUCUAGAUUUGCCUCUUGAUACUGAUCUAGAAAAUGAAAAAACAUCAAAGAUCAUAUUGGCUGAGAUGCUUGGUGACAUGAUCUGGGAGGAGUUGUCUGAGUGCCUCAUUAAAAACUGUUUGGUUUAUUCUAUCCCAACAAAUAGCAGCAAGUUACAGCAGUAUGAGGAGAUUAUACAAUCCACUGAAGAAUUUGAAAAUGCCUUAAAGGAGAUGAGGUUUUUAAAAGGAGAUACUACUGAUUUGCUGAAAUAUGCCCGUAACAUCAAUUCUCAUUUUGCUAACAAGAAGUGUCAGGAUGUGAUUGUGGCAGCCAGAAACCUAAUGACCUCUGAAAUUCACAACACUGUGAAGAUUACUCCUGAUUCUAAGAUAAGUGUGCCUGACUUACCUAGCUCUGAUGAGGAUGACAAACUACAAGUACAGAAAAUGUCCACAACUCAGUACAAUGAAGUGGUGAAUUUAGAGCCUGAAAAUACAUUGGACCAACAUUCCUUUUCUUUGCCCCCAUGCCGCAUCAGUGAAUCUGUGAAGAAAUUAAUGGAACUUGCCUAUCAGACUUUACUAGAGGCUACAACCAGCAGCGAUCAAUGUGCUGUUCAACUUUUCUACUCAGUGAGGAAUAUCUUCCAUUUGUUCCAUGAUGUUGUACCAACAUAUCAUAAGGAGAACCUUCAAAAACUGCCCCAGUUGGCUGCCAUUCACUUCAACAACUGCAUGUACAUUGCUCAUCACUUGCUGACCCUCGGGCAUCAGUUCAGAUUACGUCUUGCCCCCGUUCUUUGUGAUGGCACCACUACUUUUGUGGAUCUUGUACCUGGCUUCAGGAGACUUGGGACAGAGUGUUUUUUGGCGCAAAUGCAGGCACAGAAAAGAGCACUUCUGGAAAGAUUAUCAAGUGCUCGGAACUUUUCAAAUAUGGAUGAUGAAGAGAACUAUUCUGCAGCAAGUAAAGCAGUUCGUCAGGUGGGAAGCUAUUGUUAGCUCUGGAAUUUGAACUCUGUCUUUAAAUGCUCCCCCCGUUUUUUAAGCAGCAAAGAAUAUGUACAGUUAGAUUAGUUGAUUCCCCACAAUCCCCAUUGGAAAAUCUGGAUACCUUUUACAGCCAUAUCUAUGACCUGUCGCUUCCCUUACUUCACCAAGCCAACAAGAAGUUACCUUUCCAUUACCCCAAUAGUGUGACUGUCAUAGCAAAUAGUUAACCCAUGAACUUGGGUUUGGGAAAUUUGAAAUACUAG